Messenger RNA from Meloidogyne enterolobii, 1467 nucleotides. NCBI's taxonomy places the organism in Eukaryota, Metazoa, Nematoda, Chromadorea, Rhabditida, Meloidogynidae. The record is from the annotation of a GenBank genome assembly.
AUGGUUCAGGUUUACAUACGAGGUCGUGGACGUGGACGUUAUGUUUGUGAAAGAUGUGGAAUUCGUUGUAAAAAGCCUUCCAUGUUGAAAAAACAUCUUCGUUCCCACACAAAUGUCCGUCCAUUCACUUGCAUGACCUGCAAUUUUUCUUUCAAAACAAAAGGGAAUUUAACAAAACAUUUGGUUUCAAAAACUCAUAAACGUCGAAUGCUUGAUUCAAAUAAUGAAGAAACAAUGCAAGGGAUUAAUACAACAAAAUCUUUAUUGGAAAGAAAUUAUGGAAAUGAAGAAGAAGAGGAAGAAGGGGGGAGAUUGGUGGUUGUGGAGGAGGAUGAGGAAGAGGACAACAACAACAACACUAACAUCCCUACAACUUCUUCUAAAGACCAGCAACAACAACGCUUGGAACGUAUACAAGAACAAGAACAAAGAAUGCGUUGGGAAGAAGAAGAUUGGGAUGAUGAUGAUGAAGAAGACGAAGAAGAUUGGGGGUUGUUAGUUGACCAUACUCCUCAAAAAGAUGUGGUGCCACCACCUCCACCUCUAAACUAUAGACAUUUUGGGCAAGAAAAUAUUCUCGUGGAGCGUGAAACUCACACCCCUCCAACUCUUUGGACUCGUACAGAUUGUUUCGGCACUUUAGCAGCAGCAGCUGGGGGAUAUACAGAUGUUAGCGGUGAUGAAGAACCCGAACCUUUAGAUAUGGGUUGGCCUCCACAAGAUUCAGAAAGGAUAUGCCAAUCAGCACCUCCAUCUGCCCUUCUAUCGCCUGGAGGCCGUUCAAGAACUAAACGGAAAAAGAAGGGGAAAAUAAAUAAUAGCCAGGCAAAUGUUUCUGAUCUGAAAACAUCUCCAACAAAAUUUGAAUUUUUACAUCAGGAUUCUCAACAAGAUUUAUCUUCACCUCCAGUAGACCAUCAACAUCAACAUUCUUCCCUAAUUAAUCAACAACCUCCCCCAGCAUUAGCUAAUUUCAUUCCUUCAAUAUCAGAACAACAACAGCAACAUUCCCUUCAACAAAGGCAACAACAACAACAGCCUUCUUUAGCUGCCCAAUUAGCUGUCGGUUUAUUACAAGUCCCUCCAUUUAAUAAUCAACAGCAACAAACAACUCCAAUAGACUUGAGACAAUCCCAAUUUCAAGCCCAACAAUUUUAUUUCCAACAAAUUAGUGAACAACAACAGCAGCAGCAUUCUUCUGCCUUUGCACCUCCAAUAUCUUGUACUAACAACGGGAAUAAUGGAAAUAAUUUUGUUUCUGCUUUAAAAUUUCUUGAAUGUCAUCAAAUGAAUGUUGGGGGAACUCAACAAAUUAUUGGAGGAGAAAAUGAGAAUAAUAAUGGAGGAGGAGGUAGAUUUUUAAUACUGAAAAAAUAUUUUUUUCUGUUUUAUGGCAUUUCCUAUGGGACUGGGCCGUUUUGGCGCGGGGCCGUUUUGGCGCGGGGCCGUUUUGGCGCGAGCUUAUAA